AUGGGUAUCAAUAAUCCAAUUCCUCAAUCAUUAAAAGCAGAAACGAAAAAGGCAACAAAAGUAUUACAAAGUUUUGUUAAGCCAAACCAAGUGUUCGGUGCAGAUGAAGUCAUUCCACCUCAUAUUUUAAGAAGAGCUAAAGGUUUAGCAAUUAUUACAGUUUUUAAGGCAGGCUUUUUGUUUAGUGGUCGUGCAGGUAGUGGUAUCAUUAUUAGUAGAUUACCCGAUGGUGAAUGGAGUGCACCAAGCGCAAUUGCUUUGGCUGGUGCAGGUGCUGGUGGUAUGGUUGGGAUGGAACUAACCGAUUUUGUUUUUAUUUUAAACACUCUUGAAGCCGUUAAAACUUUUUCCCAAUUUGGAAGUGUUACUUUAGGUGGUAAUAUGAGUCUUGCUGCUGGUCCCUUAGGUAGAAGUGCUGAAGCUGCUGCUACCGCUUCUACAGGCUCUGUAGCUUCAAUUUUUUCAUAUUCUAAAACUAAAGGGUUGUUUGCAGGCGUCAGUCUAGAGGGUUCCGUUUUGGUUGAGAGAAGAGAGGCCAAUAGGAAAGUUUAUGGUGGAAAUUGUACAGCCAAAUUAAUUUUAAGUGGUCGUGUUGAUCCCCCUAUGUUUGCCGAUUCUUUAUAUAGAAUUUUGGACUCCAAAGUGUUUUCUUACACAGAUUCAGAUGAUAACGAUGAUUGGGAGGCCAGGUCUAGUCUGUAUGAUGAUAUCCCAUCUUCGUUCGGUUCAGAGGAUGACAAUCAAUCUUAUUAUUCAAGAAGAGCGGGUGGGGGUAGAAGAAGAGGUGGGAAUAACAAUAGUAGAUAUGCAGACGACUUUGAUGAUGUUGGGUUUGAUAAUGAUUUUGAUGAUGAUGGAUUAAGGUCACCGCCAAAUAGAAGAAGAGGCAGUGGUAGACGUGGUGGUAGAAGUACUUAUAAUGAUGAUUUUGGAUAUGACGAUGGUGACAAUGAUUAUGAUAGACGUGGUGGUGGUAGUGGUAGGUAUAACAACGAUGACGGUUAUGACGAGAGAUUUUCAAGAGCAAGAAAAUACAGAAGCCCACCACAAAACGAUCUCAACAGUAGAAGAAGAGUAGGAUCGCCAAGAGGAACCGGAAGAUAUAAUGAUAGGGAUGAUGAUUUUUUUGAUGAUAAUGAUAAUCCUUCUGGGAGUGGAGUGAAUGAUUAUUAUAGAAGGGCCAGAGCUAAUUCGCAUUCUACUAGGACACGUUGGGAAGAUGAUGUAUAUGACACACCUGCAGGUGGUAGCAGCAGCAGCGAUAACAAUAGGAUACAAAGUAAUAAUGAUAGUGCACAGCCAUUAGCAUCCAAUCCGGCCAAAUACGAAAAAGAGAUUGGUGAUUCUGGCUUAACUUUACCUAAGGCUGUUGCUUUGUACACUUUUAAAGGUGAACAAAAUGGAGAUUUGCCAUUUAAAAAAGGUGAUGUUAUUACCAUUAUUAAAAAAUCAGAUUCUCAAAAUGAUUGGUGGACGGGUAGAGUCAAUGGCCAAGAAGGUAUUUUCCCAGCAAAUUAUGUUGAAUUGGUUUAA
Messenger RNA from Saccharomycodes ludwigii, 1533 nucleotides. It is a transcript of the gene LSB3, whose product is annotated as Lsb3p. NCBI's taxonomy places the organism in Eukaryota, Fungi, Ascomycota, Saccharomycetes, Saccharomycodales, Saccharomycodaceae. Gene Ontology annotation, biological process: actin filament bundle assembly; actin cortical patch localization. The record is from RefSeq and is a predicted model, not a curated record. Gene Ontology annotation, cellular component: actin cortical patch. Bases 1 to 1533 code for a protein of 510 amino acids. Gene Ontology annotation, molecular function: phosphatidylinositol binding; actin filament binding. The transcript has a single exon.